GCGACGUCAUGCCGACGUCACGUAGGCGCGAGGACAUCAAAGGGCUUCCGGCGGCUUUUUGGGGCGUGAAAGUGGCCGACGCGGAGCUGAGAAGCACGUGCCGCGGUCCGCGUUUUGCGGAGGUCGUAGUAAGGGGCGGGGCCUGCCUGCGGGAGGGCGGGGCGUGCGUGCGUGCUUGUUGUAAGUCGGCUCGAGCCAGCGUCGCCAUCUUGACGCUCGAACACUUUUCCACCCAGACGCCGAACAGCACCUGCCCGGUCCGGUCUGGUCGGGUCCGGUCCGGUCCGCCGAGCCAGCCGGAUUCCCGAGCGGCCCGCGGGGGCGCGCAGGACGAGCGUGAACUCCGCCCCCCUCCCCUGUCGUCGUGGGUCGGUCCCGGCCGGCCGGGUUCGUCCGACAUGAGCAUCGACACGCUGCUCGAGGCCGCCCGGUACCUGGAGUGGCAGGCCGAGCGGGACCGGGCCGAGCGGAUCGACCGGCACGCCGCCGCCGCCGCCGCCGCCGCCGAACCGCAACCGAGGCGCCUCUCGCACGAGGAAGAUCAAAGCAAGGUGAAGGUGCUCAUCAACACGGAGGCGGAGUCGAGACGCUCGGAGGCGGUCUCUCUGCAGCCACUCGCAGCCAACCACGUCAGCCGGGGCGAGCGGCCGCCCCGCCCUCCGACCCACCCCCGAGUGCCCGUCGCCGUUGUCCCGAUGGUGCCGGUCGUCACGGCGACGCCCCUCUCUCUCAUAGCGAUGCUUCCCGGCUCCCCCCCGCGGGCGCCGCCCCCCCCGGUCCCCCAUCAGCCGCUGUGCUCCUCCCAAGUCAAAGCGGACGCCGCUAAGCAGCCGAUCGGAUGCGGCCAAUCGCAACAGCGGCCUCAGGUUCACGCUCAGUACCCGCCCCCCGUCGGGGGGGUCGACGGGCCGGCCCCGCAGACCGCCCUGGCGUCCCACCAGGUUCCGCCCACGUCCCACUUGAGGUCCAACGGACUGACGCUGGACGACAUGAGAGGAGGAGCCAACGGCAAGAGGAGGUCUGGAGGGACCGGAACCAGGGAGGUCCACAACAAGCUGGAGCAGAACAGGCGCGCUCACCUGAAGGAAUGUUUCGAGACGCUGAAGAAGAACGUCCCCAACGUGGACGACAAGAAGACGUCGAACCUCAGCGUCCUGCGCAGCGCCUUGCGUUACAUUCAGACGCUGAAGCGCAAGGAGAAGGAGUACGAGCACGAGAUGGAGCGCCUGGCCCGCGAGAAGAUCGCCACCCAGCAGCGUUUGUCCGAGCUCAAGAAAGAGCUGAGUCAGCGAAUGGACGCGGUCGAGAUCGAACGCGUCAUCCGACAAACCGUCCAGCCCGAAGACGACCAGGCGUCCACCUCCACCGCCUCGGAAGGAGAGGACAACUUGGAGCGGGACGAGGACGCGGCGGCCCCCGCCGUCCUACGAGCGCCGCCGCCGCCGCCGCCAGCCGCCCGCCCGUCGCCGUCCUCCUUUGCCCCUCGGGCGCCGGUCCCGCCGCCCACCGUCAUCGCCCGCGCGGCGGUCGCCCCCCGCCCCUCGGCCGUGUCGCACCCCUCUGUCAUCCGGGCCGUCAGCCGCGCCCUGCCGGCCAAUCACAAGCACCUGCCGCACAUCGCCCCCUCCCCCGGCCCCGCCCGGCCCGUCGGACACGUCGCGGCGCGCCUGGGGGCGCCCCUCCCGUCCCGCCUGCCCGCCUUGUACCCGCAGGGGGUGUCUGUGUCCCAGCCCGCCGUGGUGGGCCACAUCGCGCACGCCUUCGCCCCACCUCCGGCCGGCGCCGCGGCGGGCCAGCAGGGGGCGACGGCGGCGCCGGGGAAACCCGCCGCGGUGCUGGCGCCCCGCCCCCAGCUGGUGGGCCAGGCGGCCGUCACCAUGGUAACGGUGCCCACCUUCCCCGUCAGCACCAUCAAACUGGCCUGAACGCCCGACGCGUUGGCGGGACACGAGGGGGCCGCGGCCGGGCAAGAAGGACCGUAGAGGCUCUAAAAAAAAAACCCAAAAAACGAAAGAGAAAAGAAAAGAAGAAGCAGGACGAUGGAUGAGCGAAGAGACCUUUUAU
Messenger RNA from Phyllopteryx taeniolatus (common seadragon), 2064 nucleotides. RefSeq names its product max-binding protein MNT-like. Gene Ontology annotation, biological process: regulation of transcription by RNA polymerase II. NCBI's taxonomy places the organism in Eukaryota, Metazoa, Chordata, Actinopteri, Syngnathiformes, Syngnathidae. Bases 9 to 1925 code for a protein of 638 amino acids. Gene Ontology annotation, molecular function: protein dimerization activity; DNA-binding transcription factor activity, RNA polymerase II-specific; RNA polymerase II cis-regulatory region sequence-specific DNA binding. The transcript is spliced from 6 exons. The record is from RefSeq and is a predicted model, not a curated record.